CUCACCAUGCAGUACACUCACCAUGCAGUACCCAGGCAAUGCAGUGCACUCACCAUGCAGUACUCAGGCAAUGCAGUACACUCACCAUGCAGUUCCCACCAUGCAGUACACUCACCGUGCAUGCCACUCACCAUGCAGUAGCCAGGCAAUGCAGUGCACUCACCAUGCAGUACUCUGCAAUGCAGUACUCACCAUGCAGUACUCGGCAAUGCAGUACUCGACCAUGCAGUACUCACCAUGCAGUGCUCACCAUGCAGUACACUCACCAUGCAGUACACUCACUCACCAUGCAGUGUUCAUGUUUGUGUGACGUCACGUUUGUCCCGGCGGUUGUUUCCGGCAAGAUUCUUAGGUUUCACGAACGGGUUUCCCCAAUCUGUGGUCGAGAGUCCUAGUCUCUCCUCCCGUGUCUCCCCCUUCGUCUCGCGGUGUUUAACCAGUAUCCUUCUCUCCCCAGUGUCCCAGCCUCAUUGGUGUAUUUGUCGCAGGCGGAUCUAGCCACGUUAUAGGUGACUGGACGUGGCCUCCAUGCCUCCCCGCAUGCUUUGGUGGGGCCCUAUGGCCUCCUGCUGCGCCGUCUCAUCAUUCUUCAGCUUUUUUUCCGUCGCGGCCAGGGGCUCGAGGGCCCCCGUGUGGGCCCCCCGCGCCGCACGAGAGCUGGGGGCCCCCCGAGGGAAGGCGUCUGGGCCGAGGUUGGAGGAGCUGCAGGAGCUGCGCGAGGAGGACCUGAGGGAGCAGUUCGUGCGCGGGAGCGGCCCCGGGGGCCAGGCCACCAACAAGACGAGCAACUGCGUGGUGCUGAAACACGUGCCUUCGGGCAUCGUGGUCAAGUGCCACCAGACACGAUCGCUGGAGACCAAUCGCAAGCUGGCACGCGGGAUUCUGCGCGGGAAGCUGGACGAGCACAUGCAUGGGGACGCGAGCGCUGUGCGGCUGCAGCGACUGGAAGGCCAGCGGCAGCGCGCCGCUGCCAAGGCGAUCAGCCGUCGCUCGCUCGAGCGCAAGCGGGCAUUCCAGUCGCUCGACCCAACCAGCACGAGCCCCUGACGGCACCUGCGCUGCCGGGAUGUCACUAUGGGCACUGAGGCCACAACGUCCAAAGAUCUUGAAUGAAAACUAUAUUUGAAGACAAUGUUAUCUAGAAUCUCCAAAAUCUCAGACAAAACAUAUGAAUAGCUAAAUCACUUACAAUUCAGUCUCUAAAAGUUGCACUUGAUUUGCUGUAUGUGAGAAAAAGGGUGAAUGGUUCACUGGCCAACGCAGAGAGUGGUGUAGCCUAUAAGAGCAACAUCUCUUAAGAAGCACUGCCUUGCCGGGGUGAAGAGGUUAAAAGGCCUUGUAGCCCUGAACUGUGCUGGAUAGGAGCCGCCAUAGCAGUCUGUCCUCGGUGAGACACGACACAAAAUGUCUUGUGACCCCGUGACAUUGGAAACAGUUGGCCAUGUGCGAAAUCCAGUUGAGAAACAUAGCAACAGCGAUCCCCUACUGCGUCGUAAGCUUGCGAGAGGUGGCGGCGACUUGGAGAGGGAGGCCUUCAUGAUUGCUCGUGACUGAUGAUGAAGGCAUACAACUUAAAAGUUUGAGCAAUUUAUUUGUAUAGUUAAGUAAUUAACUUUUACCACAAAGAUAUUGGAACUGCUAAAGUGAUGCCAACUCGGGUAUAACCAACAAGGGAGAUAUAUGGUCUGAGCCCUCAGACUUAAGCUGUUGCCUUGCUUUGCAGUUAUUGUAUAACCAUGUUGGACAUUUACCCAGGAAAAUAUCACCAAGUCAAAAGACCUUUGUAGGAGGGUCCCUGUAUCAGGAUUUGAUCCCAAUGUAUUGCAUGUGUUAGAAAACUGGAGCCCAAAUUGAAAACCCAGAUGGGGAGGGGUAACGCAGAAUACUGCAACUUCGUGGCCCACCUUACAGCCCCAAGCCCCCUUCUGGCCAAACUCAAACCUGCGUAUCCUCCAAAAUAUGACAGUCAUGCACAUUUAAUGCAGUGUGAUCACAAGCAAAAGCAUAAAAAACAAUUACUCAUCAGUAUUUGCAGUUAGAAUAUGUACAUGUAUUACACAUGUACUUAAUUUCCUUUAAGAUUUUCUUAAGUGUUUAUGAUCGUACAUGAUAUCUCCAAAUGUGUCAAAAUGGAGCGAAGAAAACAGUCCCAUGAUGAGUGUAUACACAACAAUGUCUGUGUAAUGUUCUUCGUAAUUGUUUAUGGCCAUAAUGUUUGUAACUUGUGAUUGAAGCAAUCCAGAACAUGCAGAAAAAUGACUUCACACUUUGAUGCAACAGUGAAAUAAAAGGAACGUUUGAAAGUA
Messenger RNA from Petromyzon marinus (sea lamprey), 2306 nucleotides. RefSeq names its product mitochondrial translation release factor in rescue (gene MTRFR). Gene Ontology annotation, cellular component: mitochondrion. Gene Ontology annotation, molecular function: translation release factor activity. The record is from RefSeq and is a predicted model, not a curated record. Gene Ontology annotation, biological process: translational termination. Lineage: Eukaryota; Metazoa; Chordata; Hyperoartia; Petromyzontiformes; Petromyzontidae.